Punica granatum (pomegranate) is the source of this 1027-nucleotide messenger RNA. The record is from RefSeq and is a predicted model, not a curated record. NCBI's taxonomy places the organism in Eukaryota, Viridiplantae, Streptophyta, Magnoliopsida, Myrtales, Lythraceae.
CGGAAAGUCCAAACCCAACCCCGUCCGUACCCGACAAGAAAAAUAAGGAGAAUACAGGAGAAGAGAAGAGAAGAAGAGCAGAGGCCAUCGAUACCGGCGACGAUCGAUUGUCUCGUCGGAGAAAUCUUCCCCGACUUUGACAUUUCGUCGGUCCCCCCUGGUCCUAGCAUUUGCAGAUUGCGCUGUGUUGCUGGCUAUGCAGAGCCAACUAGUUUGCAGUGGCUGUCGAAACACUCUUCUUUACCCAAGAGGAGCAACUAAUGUUUUGUGUGCCUUAUGUAGAUCAAUUACAUCAGUGCCUCCGCCCGGAAUUGAAAUGGCCCAACUCAUAUGUGGAGGUUGUAGGACAUUGCUUAUGUAUACUCGUGGGGCAACAAGUGUGAGAUGCUCCUGCUGCCAUACUGUUAAUCUCGUCCCAGGGUCCAAUCAGUAUGCCCAAGUGAACUGCGGAAACUGCCGGACAAUGCUGAUGUAUCCUUAUGGAGCUCCAUCCGUCAAAUGUGCACUCUGUCAAUACGUGACUAAUGUUGGUGCUGGCAAUGUGAGGGUUCCAAUUCCAGCCCAGAGAAACAACGGAACUACAGGCUCCGACUCGACACCCUCUACUUCAUCCAUGCCCCAUUCUACUCAAACUGUUGUUGUUGAGAAUCCGAUGUCAGUGGAUGAGAGUGGCAAAUUGGUGACAAAUGUCGUGGUUGGAGUAACAACAGAAAAGAAAACGUAAUACUGCAUUUGGUCCGUUGUCAGUAUGAGCCUAUGUCAGAUGCACUUUGAACAUUGACAUUGAAGAUCGAAUGGCUCAAAGGUUGUGUUAAAUCGAAUUCGUUGUGUAUAUUUGUCUCUUCUUGGGCGGUGGUUUUGUGAUUGACAUGGACUUGGGUAAUCAUCGGUUGCGUACGUGAUAAAAGAGUUAUUUCACAUGUGGAAAUUGUAUUGAUGUAGAGGAAGGGGAGGGAUUCAUACUGCUGCGAGACUGUCCAUACAUAUAUGCGUAAAUUGAUGGUUUUCGGCAUGUUUAUCCUUGUUA